UGGGUGGGGGGAGGGGGUCGGGGGACUUGAGAGCGACCUCCAUGGCGGAUCUUUAUUUUCGCUUGUAGGGUUUUGAGAUUCUUUUUAUUUUCCCCUCUGCUUAAGUGGAGGAUUGAAUUUUGAGGUUGAAAUUUUCUUAGUUCAAAUUUUUUCCUCCUUUUUGAAGUCUUCUGGGUGGAAUUUAAAUUGCAAAUUUCUCUGCUUGUUCCGUAUUCAGUCUAUUUGUUUUCUGGGUUGAGGGGCUUUUUCCUUGGCUAAUUGGUAUUGUAUUACUUCUAGAUUUUUCAACAGUAGGCAAUUUAUUUUUCAUUUAAUUUAAACUUUAGACGCUGGAGUUUAUUCAAAUGACGGGUUUCCGUAAAUCUUCUCAAGUUUUUAGUUUCCUCUUUGUUCCGAGGAAAAUCUUUUUUUUUCUUGUUUUUCUUGAUUUACCAUGGACUUGCAGUUUCAAUGACGAAACUCUGCUAGUUUUUAAUAAUCCAGCAUUUGGUUAUCAUUAGCCUUCAAGUAGGGGUAAAAAAGUGAUCUUUAUUUUAGACUCUUAAGGAUUUCCUGUGUAUAUGUAUGUCAUAGAGUGGCGUUUUAGGCUUUAGAUAUCAAGGUUGGAGUAGACAUGGAUUCUAAGAGGAGAAAGGAUUCGCCGGAGGAGGAGAAGAAGAGGCAGGUUUUACCAUUCCCCGAUGAGAUUUUGGAAUGUGUUCUUGGUUUUGUAAAGUCUCACAAGGACAGGAGCUCUGUUUCUCUGGUUUGCAAGGACUGGUACACUGCGGAGAGAUGGAGUCGCACACAUGUGUUCAUAGGGAACUGCUACUCUGUUUCUCCUGAAAUCCUUGUUCGGAGGUUUCCCAAUAUCCGGAGCGUUACCCUUAAAGGGAAGCCUCGGUUCUCAGAUUUCAACCUCGUUCCACCAAAUUGGGGAGCUGAUAUCCAUGCUUGGUUAGUGGUCUUCGCCUCAGCUUAUCCUUUUCUUGAGGAGCUGCGACUCAAGAGAAUGACGGUCACUGAUGAGAGUUUGGAAUUCCUCGCAAAGUCAUUUCCAAAUUUCAAAGCUCUCUCCCUUGUUAGUUGUGAUGGAUUCAGCACCGAUGGCUUUAAAGUCAUUGCAACACAUUGCAAGAACUUGACUGAGCUGGACAUAUCGGAGAACGGAAUUGAUGAUGCUGGUGGGAGCUGGUUAAGUUGUUUUCCUGAUAACUUCACAUCAUUAGAAGUACUGAAUUUUGCAAGCCUGAAUAGCAAAGUCAAUUUUGAUGCUCUGGAAAGACUAGUUGUCAGAUGCAAGUCACUCAAGGUUUUGAAAGUAAACAAGAAUGUGACCUUGGAGCAGUUACAGAGGUUGCUUGUGCAAUCUCCUCAAUUGACAGAGCUAGGGACAGGCUCCUUCUCGCAAGAACUCACACUUGAGCAGUAUUCAGAUCUGGAAAAUGCAUUUAGCAACUGCAAGACCUUGCACACUCUCUCUGGUUUAUCUGAAGCAACUUCCCUGAACCUCCACUUGAUAUGUCCUGCCUGUACUAAUCUGACUUUCUUGAAUCUAAGUGAUGCUGCAUUACAAGGUGCUGAAUUGGCUAAGCUCCUGCCUAAUUGUCCACUUAUUCGGCGCCUUUGGGUGAUGGAUACUGUAGAAGACAAAGGACUUGAGGCCGUAGGAUUCAGUUGUCCCUUGCUUGAGGAGCUCCGUGUCUACCCUGCAGAACCCUUCGAACUGGAUGCCAUCCUUGGUGGAGUGACAGAAUUGGGCUUUGUAGCUGUUUCUCGAGGUUGCCCCAAGCUUCAUUAUGUCCUCUAUUUUUGUAGGCGAAUGACCAAUGCAGCAGUGGCUACGGUCGUGAAGAACUGCCCUGAUUUUACCCACUUCCGUCUUUGCAUCAUGAAUCCAUGGGAGCCUGAUUACCUGACGAAAGAGCCCGUGGAUGAGGCAUUCGGUGCGGUGGUGAAAACAUGCCCCAAACUCCAGAGACUUGCAGUUUCGGGACUGCUGACUGACUUAACAUUUGAGUAUAUUGGGAAGUAUGCAAAGAAUCUGGAGACCCUGUCAGUGGCAUUUGCAGGCAGCAGUGACCGUGGUAUGCAAUAUGUACUGGGAGGAUGCCCAAAACUAAGGAAGCUUGAGAUUAGGGAUUGCCCAUUUGGGAAUGCAGCACUUCUAACAGGCCUGGAGAGGUACGAGUCGAUGAGGUCACUUUGGAUGUCAGCGUGCCAUGUGACGAUGAAUGGUUGUAGGCAGCUGGCGAGGGAGAUGCCUAGACUGAACGUGGAGGUGAUCAAGGAGGAUGGGAGUGAUGAGAACCAUGCUGACAAGGUUUAUGUCUAUCGCUCAGUUGCUGGGCCAAGAAGGGAUGCCCCGCCUUUCGUUCUCACCCUUUGAGAAUCAAGUAGAACCUAGGGUAUCGCAAAUGGUCAAUCUAGGUAACAAGACCGCCAUUCGAGGGGAGAGGACAAAGUGAGAUUGCAGAACGUCAAAUUUGUCUGUAUACUUUCUAACAGAACAGAGACAAGAAAGAAGAAGAAGAAGAAGAAGAAGAAGAAGAAGAGGGGGAAGUUCCGAGUUCGUGCCUGAAAACGGUGUUGUAUUGAGGAAGUAAGGAUGCGAUCUUCUUUAUUA
Nelumbo nucifera (sacred lotus) is the source of this 2605-nucleotide messenger RNA. Its product is annotated as protein AUXIN SIGNALING F-BOX 3-like. The record is from RefSeq and is a predicted model, not a curated record. Gene Ontology annotation, molecular function: protein binding. Gene Ontology annotation, cellular component: SCF ubiquitin ligase complex. NCBI's taxonomy places the organism in Eukaryota, Viridiplantae, Streptophyta, Magnoliopsida, Proteales, Nelumbonaceae. Gene Ontology annotation, biological process: SCF-dependent proteasomal ubiquitin-dependent protein catabolic process.